UUCUUACUGAAUAUCUCGAUAGGUGCAAGCUAAGACAUUCCAAUAUGUUUUACAAGUGGAGAACUCAUAAUGAAGGUAAACGAAUGGGAACAAAUAAUUCUGGCCUGGGUUCAACAGGAAUAUUUAUGAUAACCCAAGGCAAUCAAGGGCCUGAUAAUGACAAGAUCAUUUCAUUAAGGCCUCUUGGAUAUUACAAAGGAGAUAAGCGUGAUCUUAAUGAGAGUUUGAAAUAAGCUCCAGGCUCUCAAUAACAAUUCUUUACAAAAUACCAAUGAUUCAGCAAUACCAACACAUCUAAGAAAAAGAGAUGAUUAUAGCGACUGUGAGCUUUCACUAGAGUCGGACAAUGAAGAAGAAUUUGAAGCAGAAGCAAUACAGUACCUAGAAGGGUUACUCAGAUUGGAAGUACCUCCGGUGCUAAUCUACAUUCCAACUGAGAAAGUCAUGAGACAGCUAAUACUCAUGAACCUUUAA
Moneuplotes crassus is the source of this 474-nucleotide messenger RNA. The record is from the annotation of a GenBank genome assembly. Lineage: Eukaryota; Ciliophora; Spirotrichea; Euplotida; Euplotidae.